This is a messenger RNA of Dracunculus medinensis (Guinea worm), 276 nucleotides long. The record is from the annotation of a GenBank genome assembly. NCBI's taxonomy places the organism in Eukaryota, Metazoa, Nematoda, Chromadorea, Rhabditida, Dracunculidae.
AUGACCAGUUCGAUAGCUUCGAACCCAUCAACUUUGUUGCCUUUGGAAUUAGUAGAUAAAUGCAUUGGGUCCAGGAUAUGGGUGAUAAUGAAAGGUGAAAAGGAGAUUGUUGGAACUCUCAUGGGAUUUGACGAUUAUGUGAAUAUGGUAUUGGAAGAUGUCGUUGAAUAUGAAAACACGGUAGACGGCAAAAGAGUCACAAAAUUGGAUACGAUCUUGUUAAAUGGUAAUCAUAUAACUAUGCUUGUGCCCGGUGGGGAAGGUCCAGAUGUUUAA